Messenger RNA from Meloidogyne enterolobii, 640 nucleotides. The record is from the annotation of a GenBank genome assembly. Lineage: Eukaryota; Metazoa; Nematoda; Chromadorea; Rhabditida; Meloidogynidae.
GUUUUAAUAAAAAAAAAUUUUUUUCCUUUUCUAGCCAAAAUUUGACUUUCCUUUUUGGGCUUUUUUUAAUUUAUCUGACAAAAGAUCUCAAAAAAUGCGUGAAAUCGUCCAUAUCCAAGUUGGCCAAUGUGGUAACCAAAUUGGUUCCAAGUUCUGGGAAGUCAUUUCGGAUGAACACGGAAUCCAGCCUGAUGGAUCUUACAAGGGAGACUCUGACUUGCAAUUGGAACGGAUCAAUGUUUACUACAAUGAGGCUCAUGGCGGAAAGUAUGUCCCGCGUGGUAUUCUUGUUGACUUGGAGCCGGGAACGAUGGACUCGAUUAAAGCUGGACCAUAUGGAGAACUCUUCCGUCCUGACAACUUUGUCUUUGGCCAGGGCGGUUCAGGAAACAAUUGGGCCAAAGGACAUUACACUGACGGCGCUGAGUACGUUGACAAUGUUUUGGAUGUGGUCAGAAAGGAAGCGGAGGGAUGUGAUUGUCUUCAAGGAUUCCAAAUGACUCACUCGCUUGGCGGUGGAACUGGUUCUGGAAUGGGGACUUUGCUGCUUGAGAAGAUUCGACAGGAGGGCAAUCCCGGAGAAUUGGGGUCCCUGCGGAAAAAAAUCUUAAAAAUAAGAAAAAGGAUUUUUCUAGGGUAA